Messenger RNA from Sander lucioperca (pikeperch), 2841 nucleotides. It is a transcript of the gene tfip11, whose product is annotated as tuftelin interacting protein 11. Gene Ontology annotation, biological process: spliceosomal complex disassembly. The transcript has 15 exons. Gene Ontology annotation, cellular component: U2-type post-mRNA release spliceosomal complex. The record is from RefSeq and is a predicted model, not a curated record. Gene Ontology annotation, molecular function: nucleic acid binding. The coding region runs from base 337 to 2841 and encodes 834 amino acids. NCBI's taxonomy places the organism in Eukaryota, Metazoa, Chordata, Actinopteri, Perciformes, Percidae.
UUUUGUAUUCCGUAACCCCUGUCCGCGUUUUCGACCGCGAAUCGAAAAGCCAAACACAAUUGAACAACCUUCUAAAUGAUUUUGUUUUCUUCUGUAUAAUUGAGACACAUUUACGCGUAACUUACAUGUAAAUUGAGAAAAGGGAAACACAUUUUUCGGGGUACAAUGUUUGGUGAAACACCGGCAACCGGAAGUACUUGUGUUUUCGUGUGUAAAACCCAUGGUAAAACCGAAUAGUGAGAUAGCUGAUUUCAGCUGGGUUACCCUUCAUUACUACCACAGAUGAACAUACUGUAUAUAUAAUUUCGAAGUAGGGGGAUAACGAACGUUUCAGAGAUGUCCAUGUCCCAUCUGUAUGGGAGGAGAGAGGAGGAGGAGGAAGGUGUGGAGAUAGAGAGCUUUGAGGUGACAGACUGGGACCUGGCCAAUGAGUUCAACCCAGACCGCCGCAGAUUCAGGCAGACCAAAGACCAGGCUACCUAUGGCAUCUGGGCUGACAGGGACUCAGACGAGGAUGAGAGGCCUAGCUUUGGAGGCAAGAAAUCCAAAGACUACAGUGCUCCAGUGAACUUUGUGAGUGCUGGUCUGCGCAAAUCUGCAGCUGAGGAGAAACAGCAACAACAAAAAGUAGAAGGAGGCUCUGAUGACUCAGAGGAAGAUGGUCCUUCAGCACCUCCCCCUCCUCGUGGCGCUGCACCCAAAAAACUCCAGAUGGGUAAUUUCCGGGGGAACCAGUCCCAGAGGUUUGCCGGUGGCAUACAGUCUGGUAAAGGCAUUGGUACCUGGGAGAAGCACACAAAGGGAAUUGGACAGAAACUUCUGCAGAAAAUGGGCUACCAACCAGGCAAAGGCCUGGGCAAGAAUGCUCAAGGUAUUAUAAACCCCAUUGAGGCAAAGGUUCGUAAAGGCAAGGGAGCCGUGGGUGCUUAUGGCAAUGAACGAACCCAGCAGAGUCUUCAGGAUUUUCCUGUGGUCGACUCGGAGGAAGAGGAGGAAAAGGAGUUUCAGAAGGAGCUAGGCCAGUGGCGCAAGGAUCCUGCAAGCUCUAUAGGAAAGAAGAAACCCAAGUACUCUUACAGAACUGUGGACGAGUUGAAAGCUAAAGGCAAGCUGGCAGGGCGCAGUACAGCAGCAUCCGCUGGAGAGUUGGCACAGGUCAAGGUUAUAGAUAUGACUGGAAGAGAACAAAAGGUAUAUUACAGUUACAGUCAGAUGUCCAACAAGCACAGUGUUCCAGAUGAAGGUCCUCCAAGCUUGUCGGCUCAGGAUCAGAAGGGAUCUGGCUUUGCUCUCCCUGAACUCGAACAUAACCUGCAGCUUCUGAUAGACCUCACAGAACAGGACAUAUUACAGUCCGCCAGACGUCUGCAGCAUGAAAAAGAUGUGGUUGUGUCUCUGAGCCAUGAGUCACUAGCACUGCAGAGCAGACUGGAUGCAGAGCAAGAAUCCAUCCAGAGAAUGGAAGCCGUUUUGGCAUUGGUGGGACGUUUUCCUUCUGGGGAGAUGGCACCUGGGGAGGGACCCACCCUGCAGGAGUGUGCCCGGAUCUUUGAGACUUUACAAACAGACUAUUAUGAAGAAUACAAGACGAUGGGAUUGGCAGACCUGGCUGUAGCUGUUGUUCAGCCACUACUCAAAGAGAAAGUUCGUUCCUGGGACCCUCUGAAGGACAGCUCUUAUUGUCUGGAAGACAUCGGUCAGUGGAGAGCAAUCCUUGAAUCUAGAGACCUCCAUAACAGUGCCCCAGAUUCAAACAUGGACCCUUACCACAGACUGUUGUGGGAAGUUUGGAUCCCAGUGAUGCGGCCCUGUGUGUCAGGCUGGCAGCCUCGUAUAGUAGGGCCAAUGGUGGACUGCGUGGAAGUGUGGGCUCCUCUUCUCCCCGUGUGGAUCCUGGAUCACCUGAUGGAGCAGCUGAUCUUACCCCGGCUACAGCGAGAGGUGGAUAACUGGAACCCUUUAACUGACACAGUGCCCAUCCACUCCUGGAUCCAUCCUUGGCUUCCUCUGCUCCAAUCACGUCUAGAGCCUCUUUACCCACCAAUCAGGAGCAAACUCUCCAAUGCCUUGCAGCGAUGGCAUCCCAGCGACGCUUCAGCCCGCCUCAUCCUGCAGCCUUGGAAAGAUGUUUUCACACCAGGUGCAUGGGAGGCCUUCAUGGUGAAAAAUAUCAUCCCUAAACUAGCUCUGUGUCUGGAAGAGCUGGUUAUCAACCCUCAUCAGCAGCAGAUGGAGCCAUUUCACUGGGUGAUGGACUGGGAGGGCAUGUUGUCCCCUUCCAGCCUUGUGUCGCUGCUGGACAAAAACUUCUUUACAAAGUGGUUGCAGGUCCUGUGUUCAUGGUUGAGCAACAGUCCUAACUAUGAGGAAAUCACUAAAUGGUACCUGGGUUGGAAAAGCAUGUUUAGUGACGCCUUGUUGUCACAGACGCUCAUCAAAGAGAAGUUCAACGAAGCUUUGGACAUCAUGAACCGCGCAGUGUCUUCAGGCAUGGGUGGAUAUAUGCAACCUGGUGCAAGGGAGAAUAUUGCAUAUCUAACACAGACAGAGAGACGAAAGGACUUCCAAUAUGAAGCGAUGCAGGAGCGCAGAGAUGCUGAGAGCGUGGCUCACAGAGGCAUCAGUGCUGGUGUGCCGACUAACUUCAAAGAUCUUAUCCAGACUAAGGCAGAGGAGAACAACAUUGUCUUUAUGCCCUUAGUGGCCAAACGGCACGAGGGCAAACAGCUGUACACCUUUGGGCGUAUUGUCAUUUACAUAGACAGAGGGGUUGUGUUUGUGCAAGGAGAGAAGACUUGGGUGCCCACGUCUUUGCAGAGUCUGAUAGAUAUGGCCAAGUGA